Molecule: messenger RNA, 1726 nt
Organism: Centropristis striata (black sea bass)
Lineage: Eukaryota; Metazoa; Chordata; Actinopteri; Perciformes; Serranidae
Product: olfactory receptor 10A6-like
Exons: 5
Coding region: 14-1726 (570 amino acids)
Biological process (GO): G protein-coupled receptor signaling pathway
Cellular component (GO): membrane
Molecular function (GO): olfactory receptor activity; G protein-coupled receptor activity
Source: RefSeq, a predicted model, not a curated record
GCCUUAAAGAAUUAUGUUGAAUUCAACUUCAUCAACUUUGUCUUAUUUAGUUCUUGGGGCUUAUUUGCAUGUUGGAAAUUUGAAAUACAUAUAUUUUAUGAUCACUGCAAUGUUGUACCUUCUUAUUGUUAUUGUCAACACUUCUCUGAUUGUGGUUAUCUGUGUGAACAGAAGCUUACAUGAACCUAUGUACAUUUUUCUGUGCAGCCUGUUUGUAAAUGAACUGUAUGGUAGUACAGGGUUGUUUCCAUUCCUUCUGGUUCAGAUCCUCUCUGACAUUCAUACUGUUUCUGCUUCUUUUUGUUUCCUGCAGAUAUUCUGUUUGCAUACAUAUGUAAAUAUUGAGUUUUGUAACUUAGCCAUCAUGUCUUAUGACAGAUAUCUUGCUAUCUGUUUUCCUCUACAAUAUAACACACGUAUGACAUUUAACAAAGCAAUUAUCUUUAUUAUUGUUGUCUGGUUGUACUCUUUUCUGAAGUUCCUGAUUCCUCUAUCCUUAAACAUCCGUUUGACACGUUGUGGAAACAUCAUAAACGGUUUAUUUUGCCGUAACUACCUUGUUGUUAACUUGGCCUGUUCUGACAUCAAAUUGAAUAAUAUCUAUGGACUCUUUGGUACUGCUGUCACAAUCUUAGUCCCUCUGCUUACAAUCCUUUUUUCUUAUGUUAAAAUUUUCAAAGUGUGUUUUUCUGGCUCCAAACAGACAAGACAGAAAGCUGUCAGUACCUGCACACCUCACAUCGCUUCUCUGCUCAACUUUUCUUGUGCUGGCAGUUUUGAAAUCAUUCAGACUAGAUUUGAUAUGAGCAGUGUACCCAGUGAGCUGCGUAUUAUUCUGUCUCUGUAUUUUGUCAUCAUACCACUACUUUUGAAUCCUGUCAUGUUUGGUUUGCAAAUGUCAAAAAUUCUGAACACAUUUAAACAUUACCAGUGCCAUCGCAGUCAACGGUUGCCUACCAGCGCCAUUGCUGAUACUGUUGCCGUUGUCAGUACCGGUACCAGUGCCGGUAUCGUUGUGGAUAGGAGAGCCGACCAGCCUCCAGAUCUCGUUGGAGCUCUGAAGGCUGAUUGGCCACAUGGCACACAGAGCACAUGGCACACAGAGCACAGUGUUAUGAGCUUGUGUGUGGAAGGGGGCGUGGCUGGCUCCUCCUGUUGGCAGCAGUGGCACACCUGCAUCCACUCAGCUCAUUUUCCCCAGUACUUAAGCCUGGUCUUCCCUCCAGAUCACUGCCAGAUUAUUCCUUUGCUUCCCGGCAUGCUGUCCCCCUGCAAUAUGACUACAGAGGCCCCAACUGCCAAAGUUGCCAUGGACAAGCUGAGAGGGGAAAGGGACAAGUGGAAAGCACGUGCUGAGUUCCUGGAGGAAAAACUUUUAGAUGUCACUACAGAACGUGACAUUUGCAGGUCUCAACUCUCAGGUGGUGAGAUUCUAGGCUACAUUCAGGAUAUGAUGGGUGUGCACUCUUUGGCGAGUCUCAAGGAGGCUAAACAGUCUCCAAGAGAUGAUAGUGAUGAUGAAGAGGUGCAGAUGCAGCAUGACAAUGAAAACAAUAGUGAAAAAGAUGACUCUGAGUCCAGCUCUGAUUCUGUGAUGAAAGAGGAAGACGAAAGGGAAGACAAAGAAGAGUGGGAAGAGUGGGAAGAAGAAAAGGAAGAAAGAGAAAAAGGCAAAGAGAUCCAAACAUCACUUUCGCCAGCGGGGUAUGUGAGGGGUAUUUCUUGA